Brassica napus (rape) is the source of this 4616-nucleotide messenger RNA. RefSeq names its product probable cyclic nucleotide-gated ion channel 20, chloroplastic. The coding region runs from base 1632 to 4040 and encodes 802 amino acids. Gene Ontology annotation, molecular function: monoatomic ion channel activity. The record is from RefSeq and is a predicted model, not a curated record. The transcript is spliced from 11 exons. Lineage: Eukaryota; Viridiplantae; Streptophyta; Magnoliopsida; Brassicales; Brassicaceae. Gene Ontology annotation, cellular component: membrane. Gene Ontology annotation, biological process: monoatomic ion transport; transmembrane transport.
GUCUGGUUCACCUAACAUACAUACUAAAGCAAAAGUUUCUUGGGAUGGAGUUUCUCGUCCGAAAGAAGAAGUAGGUCUUGGUAUUCGGUCGUUUGUGUGAUUCUUCUCGUGUGUGUGCACUGAGCCUGAUUUGGCAUCUUUUAAAAAACUCAUGUCUCUCUAGGUCACUUGGACGCGAGCUUACCUUAUUUUCUCUCACUCUUGUUGGGAUCUCAUUGAAAAGUUUGCUUGAACAUGGAUCUGGUGUAAACUACAGAAUCUAAAGUUAUAUAGUAGCAAGCUUUAUUCACUGGAUAUUGAAAUUUUAAAACUGCUCUAUUUUGGUAUGAUGAUUGGUUAAACAUGGUAAAGCUUCUUGAAAUUGCAGGUGAUUCUGGUACAAGAGCUUUUGGUAUUCAUUGUUAUGCAACAGUUGCAGAGGCAUCAUCAUCUGGAUGGUGGAACAUUCAAUGACGUGGCUAUCACCUACGGGCGAUGAUAGCUCACAUCCAUUAUUCUCCAACACCGGUAAAUGAAGCUGAUGAUGAUUAUGUGCUUUGGUGACGAUAAAUUCAAGCCAACUUUCUCUUCCUCCAAGACGUGGAGUCAAACAUGUACGCACCACCAGUCAGUCAACUGGAGCAAGAUAGUCUGGUUCGCUCAGAAAAUUCCACGCUUCUCUUUCAUCAAUUGUCUCACCUUCAAAGACCGGCUGUCCACUGGUAAACAAUAGUGCAUGCUUUUGGGGUGAAAUCCAUAUUUUCCUUCUCUAUAUGGUGAGCCAAACAAAACUCGAGACCACUUAUUCCUCGCAUAUCCCUACUCAUUUACAGUUUGGACUGAGCUAGUAGGCUAUAUAUAUCUUGGGAUCGAAAGCCAAUACAAACUGGAUCAUCACAGUCUCCACUCUCCUCUUGCAGCAGUUUAACGGCAACGACAAGUGCCUCCUCCGCCUUUCCUUCCAAGCCCCGAUACACAAUGUAUGGCGAGAAAGGAACACUCAGAAACAUAAGUAUGAAUACCACACAGGCAAUCACUUGGUGCACUUCAUCGACGAGGUUAUCAGGAACCGUAUCUUAGCUCUCACGCAUAAGAACACUCCUUUCUAUAACAGGUUGAUGCAGCGCUAGCUAGUGAGGCCUUCCUCCUAUGCACCUCAGUAGAAAAACUCAUUUUUUUUACCGAUUUCUUUGCCUCAAACACUACUUAUUGUAGUUUUUUUGUUGACAAAUAAAUUUGACAUUUCAAAAACAAAAAUGUGAAUAAACGAGAAGAAAUAAAUUUGCAAUUUGGUUUUUGUCAAAUAACUGAGGCAUUUUUUUUUACAACAACUGAGGCAUUUUCUAUCAAUAGCAUUCUACACUUCUAGUAUUCAAACUGCUGAAAAUACAUGGUCUAGCUAGUAACGUUGUAUGAUGGUCAUCAACUUCUACUUGUGUUAAAAAUAAUGCGCCGUAUUGAUCAAUUUUGAUAUAUUUACAUGUCAAAUGGUUACGUGCUAUGUUGUAAAUUUUCUAUAGCUAAUGAAUAUUAGGUUACUUGACCCAAUUUGUAGUCUCGGCCAAUGAAAGAACAAAAAUGUGGUUAUUUAUUUCAGACGUGGCUUCACACACACUUUUGAUUAUGGAUUACAAUAAUGACACACUUGCUUGAUGAGGAAACAAAACCAUGACUCGGUCAUAUAUAUGACUCGUUGUCUCCUUCCUUAUUUAUUCCCGAUUGAGCAAACUCUAGUCUCUACUUCAACUUUUCCGUGUCUAGAAAUGGUUUCCCCAAACAAAAACGAUAAGAUUCACAUGCUUCCGAUUUCAGACGCAUCGUCAUCUUCAUCUCAGACUAGGGUUUUCACUUCCAGGACUCGUAGCGUUCCUCUCUCAAACCCUACUGACGAAACUGGCAACUCGAAUGCUGUGACUUUAGGCUACGCAGGUUCUCUUCCGAGCCAACGUCCUCCUUUAGUCCCAAUGACUGGCCCUCUUUCCUCUUCUACUCGUAGACCUGAACCUCUCUUCCCUCGUCCUGCUCCUCCCCCUACUCGAAGAUCUUCUGGCUAUUUUGGUGACCUGGAAGAGGUAAACUACUCCUCAGACAACGAUGAGUUAUUGAAACACGCACAUCGCCUGAGAUCUGGAAAGCUGGGGAUGUGUAACGAUCCUUACUGUACCACUUGCCCUUCUAACUAUAACCCCAAAGCAUCCCGGCUUCCCAAUCCAACUGUUUCUGCUUCCACGUUCCAUAAUGCCUUGUAUGAUGAUGCUAGAAGUUGGGCUAGGCGAUUUGCUUCUUCUGUUAAUAGAUGCUUACCUGGAAUCAUGAAUCCUCAUUCCAAAGUCGUUCAAAUAUGGACUAAGUUCUUUGCCGUCUCAAGCUUGUUAGCCAUUUUUAUAGACCCCCUCUUCUUCUUCAUCAUAUUAGUCCAAAAGAACAACAAAUGCAUAGUGAUUGAUUGGCCGAUAGCUACCGCAUUUGUUAUUUUUAGAACUCUGACGGAUGUUAUAUUCUUUGCUAACAUGCUGCUUCAGUUCCGACUGGCAUAUGUAGCUCGUGAGUCUACGGUAGUUGGUGCUGGCCAGUUGGUUGAUCGUCCCAAAAAAAUUGCUCUCCAUUACUUUCGAGGAUAUUUUAUCGUAGACCUGAUCAUAGUGAUGCCAUUUCCACAGGUAUUGGUACUAUCGGUAAUACCAGCACAGUUAGCCAUAUCCGGGACAAACUAUGCGAAAAACCUUUUACGUGCUGGAAUUCUUGUCCAAUACAUUCCAAAGCUAUAUAGACUUCUACCACUGCUUGCUGGACAAACACCAACAGGCCUCAUAUUUGAGUCAGCUUGGGCUAACUUUGUUAUUAAUCUUCUCACCUUUAUGCUUGCUGGACAUGUUGUCGGCUCUUGCUGGUAUCUUUUCGGUUUGCAGAGAGUUAACCAAUGCCUUCGAAAUGCUUGUGGUCAUUCUGGGCGUGAAUGUAGAGGUCUUAUUGAUUGUGGCCAUGGAAAUAGUAAUAUAUCAGCAUCCCUACGAGCUAUCUGGAGAAAUAGUGCGAGUGCAAAUGCUUGUUUCCAAGAAGAUGGGUUUUCUUACGGAAUAUAUUUGAAAAUGGUCAAUCUUACAACUCAUACUAGUCUCUUGACAAGAUAUAGUUACUCUUUGCUAUGGGGAUUUCAGCAAAUUAGCACGCUUGCUGGAAACCAAGUCCCAAGCUACUUUUUCCCUGAGGUCGUUUUUACUAUGGGUAUCAUCGGACUUGGACUUUUGCUUUUCGCGCUUCUUAUUGGUAAUAUGCAAAACUUCCUUCAGUCUCUCGGUAAAAGGAGCUUGGAAAUGACGCUAAGACGGCGUGAUGUAGAGCAGUGGAUGAGCCAUAGACGGUUGCCAGAAGGGAUAAGAAAGAGGGUGCGAGAGGCAGAGCGUUUCAAUUGGGCUGCUACCAGAGGAGUUAACGAAGAGUUGCUCUUUGAGAAUAUGCCUGAUGACCUUCAAGGAGAUAUAAGAAGACACCUCUUCAUAUUUCUCAAGAAAGUAAGAAUAUUUUCGUUGAUGGAUGAAUCAAUUUUAGACUCAAUACGUGAGAGGCUGAGACAGAGGACAUACAUAAGUGGUAGCACAGUCUUGCACCGCUGGGGUCUGGUGGAGAAAAUAGCUUUCAUAGUGAGAGGUGAGAUGGAGAGCAUUGGAGAAGACGGUUCUGUUCUUCCUCUAUCAGAAGGAGACGUUUGUGGUGAAGAACUUCUCACUUGGUGCCUUGAACGCUCUGCUGUAAACCUCGAUGGGAGGAUGCUUUCCAAGGGAUUGCUUAGCAGCAGAAAUGUUAAGUGUGUGACAAACGUGGAGGCGUUUUCGCUGAGUGCAGCAGACCUUGAGGAUGUAACGAGCUUGUUCUCGAGAUUCUUAAGGAGCCAUCGAGUCCAAGGAGCCAUAAGAUACGAGUCUCCUUAUUGUAGGCUACGAGCAGCUACGCAGAUUCAAGUGGCUUGGAGAUACAGAAAGAGACAGCUCCGGAAGUUAAGCACUGCUCAAAAGAAACAAUAUUCGUUGGAGUUAAUCAAAAAAGACAUGGCGAAAACAUAGAAAGAGAUGCAAGAUAACUGCUUCAUUUUAUUCACUCAACCUGUAUUUCAUUUUGCCGCUAAAGUGCCAGAUUUAAACCAAACCUGGAGAACAUAAGUGGCUAAUGUCUAAAAGGAAAUCUGUAUUCAUCCACAUAGGAUGUAAAACGAUCGAUCAUAUUAUGACACAUUAGUAUUUCAGUUUAUUAUUUUUAAAAUGUCAAUAUUUCCAAAAAAUGUUUACUUUAAAAUAAAAUAAAAAUAAUAUCAAAUAAGGUAAACUACUAAAAUUUAAAAAAUUAUAACUAAAUUAACUUAAUAUCUAUAAUAAUAUAAUUUUGAAAUUUAAAAUAAAAUAAAAUAAUGAUAGUAAUUAAUUCUAAAAUGCAAAAAUUUCAAAUAAUUAUAACAAUAUAUAUUUAACUCAUGAUUCUCAAAAUUUAGGCUAUAAAUAUUAUUGAAAAUAUCCACAAAAUUAAGGCUAUAAGCGUCCACAUAGGAUUUAAAACAACUACUCAUAUUAUGACGCAUCAGGCUUUUAGUUUAUUAUUUUCAAAAUUAUUAAUAUUUCCAAAAAUGUUUUAAUUUAAAAUAAAAU